AUGAUUAAAACUGAAGACAUAACUUGUCCCACUACUGCAAAUAUUUACACGCGUAUAAAUCACAUUGCAGAAGAUACUUCAAGUCUUUCAACUAUCACUAAAGGGUUAACAACAAUGCUUAUUGAGUCCAAACUAGAUCGUAAACUCGAUCGAAUAGCAGAAAAGAUAGGUGAAAAAAUCAAUGAGGACUUAGAAACCAUGGCUAAUGAUAUAAUUGGAUUAGUGGAUGAAUUUCUUGGUGAUAUUAUGGAGCAAGUAAAAGCAUCAACUAUUCGAAAAAUUUGUGUUGCAUACGUUACUUAUUUGUGCAAACAAUAUAAUUUGUUAGAAAAUAACCCAAAAUCAGUUGCACGAACUGAAAAGGCAUCGGAGCUUACUUUCUCACAUCCUUACAAAAAAAUUUUCAAAAUUCUUCAAAUCAAUUGUACUUCCCCUGAAAUAAGUAAAGAUGAAGCUGAAACAUCAGCCAAAAAGCAUAGAAGAAAAAAAUUAUAUGUUCAACCUGAUGAACAUAUUCGUAUUACUCAAGAGGACGAACGUUAUACUAGCCUAGUUGCUGAAAUACCUGAAUCCAAAAUAAAUAAAUUACCUUCUUGGGCUGUCUGUAAAGGUGUAAUUCGUACAUUCAGCAGUGAUAACAGUUCUAGCAGUUCUGGUGGCCGGAUUGUCUAUGAGAUUGGUAAUUAUGAUAUUACUACUAGCUUGAAAUCUUAG
Racocetra fulgida is the source of this 714-nucleotide messenger RNA. The record is from the annotation of a GenBank genome assembly. NCBI's taxonomy places the organism in Eukaryota, Fungi, Glomeromycota, Glomeromycetes, Diversisporales, Gigasporaceae.